This is a messenger RNA of Pimephales promelas (fathead minnow), 4683 nucleotides long. It is a transcript of the gene ark2ca, whose product is annotated as arkadia (RNF111) C-terminal like ring finger ubiquitin ligase 2Ca. Lineage: Eukaryota; Metazoa; Chordata; Actinopteri; Cypriniformes; Leuciscidae. The record is from RefSeq and is a predicted model, not a curated record. Gene Ontology annotation, cellular component: nucleus. Gene Ontology annotation, molecular function: ubiquitin protein ligase activity; zinc ion binding.
AGACUGGCCGCCGUGCCGGGCGCUCUGAUUGGAUGAGCCGGAGCCACAGGAAGCAGCGCCGUGCCCGCCGAUUGGUUGUCGUUCUCUUUGUGUGCGGGCAGCUGGCGUCUGGGCUGCAUUUUGAAUGGUCUCGUAUUGGAAGGCGAAGGUGUCCAUGGGCAGCACAGCAACAAAGGAGCCAGGAUGGUGUUAGUGCACGUCGGAUAUCUGGUUCUUCCCGUCUUCGGUUCCGUCAGAAGUAGAGGAGCACAUUUUAACCGGCACCAGCAUAGUCAUGCUACCUCCUGUCGGCAUUUUCACCUGGCUGCUACAGCAACGCCUCUGCCUGCUGAGUUCCCGCCCCCUCAUCUGGCCCCGCCCCCAUUCCAGGAAGUCCCGCCCCCUUUCCUACCUCAGGCCUUACAGCAGCAAUACCUCAUCCAGCAACAGCUACUGCAGCGCAGACGCACACAGGAGCGAGUCCCGCUGAACACGCAUCGGUUACGCCCAGGAUAUGAAUAUGCUCCGCCCCUCCAUGUCCCACAGCCAAUCCCACAGCAGCCCAGAUACCUGGCGGAAGGCACCGACUGGGACCUGAGCGUGGACGCAGGUGUGCCACAUCAGUAUCCUCUGCAGCAGAUCCCUCAACCCUACCAGCAUUACCUGGCCUCUCCCAGAAUGCACCACCUCCCCAGGAACACCUCCUCCACCCAGGUGGUUGUCCAUGAGAUAAGGAAUUAUCCAUAUCCACAGCUCCACCUGCUGGCGCUGCAGAGCUUGAGUCCCAGCAGACACUCUUCUGCUGUUCGAGAGAGUUAUGAGGAGCUGUUGCAGUUAGAGGAUCGAUUGGGAAGCGUCAGCCGAGGGGCCGUGCAGACCACCAUAGAGAGAUUCACCUUCCCGCACAAAUACAAGAAGCGGAAGCCGCUGGAUCUGAAGUUAUGUGAGAGUGAGGAAGAGUCUGAUGUGGAUGAGAAAUGCACCAUCUGCCUCUCCAUGCUGGAGGAUGGAGAAGAUGUCAGGAGGUUACCCUGUAUGCAUCUGUUCCAUCAGGCGUGUGUGGACCAGUGGUUGGCCACCAGUAGGAAGUGUCCCAUCUGCAGAGUGGACAUCCAAACACAGCUCACACCCGAGAGCUGAAAUAACACGCAUUAACAAAUAACUCACACACACAUGCUCUCUUUCGCUCUUAUAAAUCCACAGACAUUUCCAUCCACACACACACUGUAUAUUACCUACACACAUGUGUAUGAGCCAUCCAACACACACUAAACACACACUCACAUGCUUUACUGAGCCAGUGACAAUAACUGACACUACACACACUCACACACACACACGCUGGUAGAACUUACUAAAGGGUCUGUCGCAAGGAGUGAUUCUGUCCGUAGGGAAAUGGUGUGUGUCCGUAGCAUGUGUGUGUAUUUGUGCAAUUCCUUAAGCCAUGAACUUUACUAAAGACCCUCAGCUUGCAUACAAUACACACACACACACUUACACACUAAUUAUAAUAUAUACACAAUGAAGCGGAUAAGACACUGUCAAAUCUAGCUGCUGGAGUGGGUGUGUGUGUGUGUGUGUGUCCACUGUAUUUCUGAUCUGCAAUACUGCUUUAGUCUUACACACUGGAGCUACUUCGGCUUGCGUGUGUGCGUAUGUACGCUUGUUCACCAUUUUGGUGCGCGUGUAUCGUAUGUGUGUUCAUAUUUUCAUGGGUCAUUGGGUUAGCGAUGCACGACAGUGCAUGUAAAGAAGCCAAAAAAAAGAACACAAAAAACACAAAAGCAACUCAUUUCUGAGACAGCAGGAGGAGGGCUGUUGUCUUACACUCAAAAAAACAACAAAGUAGGCGGAGAAUGUCGUGAUUGGUGGAUUCGUGUAGAUAGGCGCAGUAGUAGUUGCAUGCAUCUGUGCUUGGGUUGUUGUUUCAAGGUACACCUGGGUGUGUGUGUGUGAGUGAGUGAGAAUGCAUGAAUGUGUAUUAGCUCCUUUAAGCUGUGACGAUCUGUAACAUUAUCAGACUCAUGUAGCGAGCGUGUGAGUGUGUGUGAGAGAGACCCUGCCAUGACCUUUGACCCUAAAUGCCUACUGAAAAAAGCACAUGUGAGCAUAGCUAAAGUGCCCGGCCUCACUCUGGUGCUGCGCUGCCAUGGUUACUGUAUUUAUUAUUGGUAUUUAAAACAUGCAGUGUUUGGAGGGAGGCAGGGCUUGUGCGUGUCCAACCAUGUUCUUGUGUGACAGGUUUCCCUUCGUGGUUGCUAUGCUGGAUGCUAUGCUGUAUUGCUAGAACUACAAUGUAGAAUGUCGUGUGAUAGAGGACCAUCCGCCAACAGCACACAAGCGGGGCGAGAAGGACGAACCGGGAAUUUUUCUUAUUUGCCUCACCUAGGCCCGAAACAUACACAAGCUGUAACAGUUUUCUGCUAUUAUUAGUUUUCAGUUUCAGGUCAAAAUGUCAGAGAAUCUUGCUGAGAAAGUUAAAAUUAGCGAAACUCUUAACAUGUUUACAGCUAGCAACGUGAACAAUAGCACAUCUGGUAUAAUGGUGCAGACGCUUGAACGCCGUCGCCCACUUGAGCACUGACGUUUGCAAAAAAUGCACAUUAAAAAAGGGAAGCAUGCUGGCAAUGUGUACAUUUCUGGCCUUAUUUUUAUUUUUUAUUUUUUUGAAGCAGAAUUUGAACAAUUUACAAUUAUAUAUUAUUUUUAUAUGCAUUGUUUUUCGAAACUUCCGGUUUCAUUUGGCUUAAUAUGCAAAUUCGAACCAAAAGGCAAUUGCAACAUUUUUGAGGCUAACUUCAAUAAAAUAAAAUAAAAACUAUUCGUUUCAGCCAAUGAGCUGCAUUUUUGCCUGUGCGUCGGCUCCUCCCCCCCAGUGUUCUGUGUGCUGAUUGGUGGAUGAUGGCUCGUGUUGAUCGUUUACACAGGGUUAUGUCCGUUGAAAUGCCUUAAGUAUUUAACAAUCAUAAUUUAUUACUAACUGUAGAUAUUGUGGGUGCGUAUUUAAUUUUGUAUAGUUUCAUUUUUUGCAAUGAAAUCAUAUUUUAUUUAUUUAGAAAUAACACAAUGAUUAAAACUCUUACCUCAUGUUUGAGUUGGUUUGCGGGAAUGCUUCGCAUGCGGUUGGUCGUGUUCGUGUGUGUUUCUCCCUUUGGUGCUGUGACCUUACUGACAUUCCGCUUGCUGAUUGGUCAGACACUGCAGCGGAGUGGGAGUAUUAUGGGUUUUGAUUCGCUGUCCUGUUUGCACUCUUAGUUUUCCAAGGCCACCCUCUCACUGGCAUCAUUUUAACCACUCUGGCGACCUUUGCAACAAUCUUUCUCUUCCUUACUCUCUGUAAGUCUUUCUUACAUUGUUAAUGUUUACAUGAACUUUACCUCUCUCGUCUCAUAUUUGUGGCUAUAGUUGGCUAGUGUUGACAUGUUUACAUCCUCUACUUGCUUUCUUUCUCCUUUCUCAUGAAUUGUUUUUUUUUUCUUUUGUCUUGAACAGUCUUAAAUUGCUAAUGUUUACAUCUAAGGGUGUGGUCAAAAUCAAGUGAGCUUCCUUACAUAGGAAAUUACCUUCUCAGUCAGCAUACUAACCUAAUAAGUGGCUGUUUUGAAACGCCACAUGGGCAGCAACAAGUACACAACACACAAUAGUGUUUUAUAUUAGCAUAUUGCUAAGCUAGCAAAGUGAUAUGCAUAAAAUGUAUAGCAUGCACAAAUAUUGGUUAAAGUAGUCCAUUGUUAAUAACAUGGAACUGUUUUUAUCAAUGCAUUUGAACUAAAAUGAACUAUAUUUCUGAUUUUGCCCGCAUUCUCCACCAUUUAUUGUGGCUGAGAUUGUCACAAAGCAUUGUGUGAUAUUUUUUAUUUUUUAGAUCCUGUACAACAGCCAUCGCCUAGGCUGUGUGCAUAUGGUGUUGUCUAGCCUAGGAAGGGAGGCUCACUAGGUUUUGGAACAAGCCCAUGUCUUUUUCUCAAUCUCUCAUUCCUUGUGCCUAUUUCGGUUUUAUUCUCAAUCUCUAUCUCUGAUAUUGUAAGUCAGUCUGGAUAUGUGCAACCUCUCUCUUCAUAGUUUAUUUUGCCAGUCUUACUCUUUCUUUCUCUCUCUCUCUUUCUCCCUGUCUCAUGGCAGGGUCAGGACUAACAGAGUAUGAUAAAGCACAACAGAUUUAAAAUGCAUGUUUUUCUCAGGUUUGAAUAUAUACAUGACUAAAUAGAAAUAUACAGCUACAUAGAGAAAAUAAAAACUAGUGCAGAUGUUCUACUAAUGAUUUUAGAGGAUUGAUUUUUUUUUUUUGCUGCUGCUUGCAUUUGAAAAACAAAACCAACAAAAAAAAAGACAUUUAAUAAUAAUGUUGUCCUAAAAGUGCCAGUGACAGGGGUGCCGCGUGCUGUGGGUGUUUUUUCACUAGCGGAUUUUCUAGCAGAAUAUAGACUAUUUAUCAUUCAUAUUAAAGCAAUAGCGCCUCCUGCUGGUGUGACUGCUAGUGCGUAACUGGUUGAGUAAAAAAAAAAGUCUGUGUAAAAUGUUAGAAUUCUCUUUUGGUGGAAUUUUUGUACCUUAUUUAUUACUACUACUAAUGAUGAAUUUAAAAGUGGCUUUGCUAAAAUGUUUUUGGUUUCGUUUUGUUUUCAUUUUGUUUAAUUUCAAAGCUUGUACAUUAUCCUUUUUGUAUGUGCUCAUUUUGUAAUAAAAACUGUUGAAAUGCUUAAA